This is a messenger RNA of Nelumbo nucifera (sacred lotus), 2139 nucleotides long. RefSeq names its product rab GTPase-activating protein 22-like. Gene Ontology annotation, biological process: activation of GTPase activity. Lineage: Eukaryota; Viridiplantae; Streptophyta; Magnoliopsida; Proteales; Nelumbonaceae. Gene Ontology annotation, molecular function: GTPase activator activity. The record is from RefSeq and is a predicted model, not a curated record.
GAGAGAGAGAGAGAGAGAUGUGGGUAGAAGUCCUGCUCCCCAUGGUUUGCAACUUUCCAUGACUUCCAUCUUAACUCAUAAGAGAUGAGUUAAGAGAAAGAUCUAAUUAACUUUUAUUGAUUAAUAAUCAACUAAUUUUCUACUAUUAUUUACUUAGGAACUUGAGAGUUUGAGGCAGAGAGAAGAAAGAGAGGGGGGACGACGGAGGAGGGAAAAAGAAAGUAAGAGCAGUUGAUUUCAGUUGGUGAUGGUGGAGUGGCGAUCGCUACUAGGCGUGGUAAAGAGUAUUAUAGCAGUGGUGCUAUCGAUGUUCUGGUUGAACUCCGGUGGUAAUGGUCGAAGAGGAAUAUUCUUGGUGGGUGGUAGUAGCAACGGAGGUAUCGUCGGUGCUGCUUCUGGUGGCGAAGGCUUCUGGGACUUGGCGGCGCCCUUUCAUGUCGGAAUAGCGAUCGCAGUGACGGCCAUGGCUGGCGUCGCCUUGGCCGCCACCCUCGUCUACUCCCGUAGGGGUAGCCUUAAAUCACCAUGGUCUCGUAGGAGAAGAAAACAUGCUCUUUCACCAAAUCAAUGGAAGAACCUAUGUACACCAGAUGGAAAACUUCGAGAUGGUGUGAAAUUUUUGAAAAAAGUUCGCAGUGGAGGUAUUGAUCCAACCAUCAGGGCGGUGGUUUGGCCAUUUCUCCUUGGAGUCUAUGAGUUGAGUAGUUCCAAGGAAGAAAGAGAAACUGCGAGAAGUCAGAAAAGGAAGCAGUAUGAAAACCUACGGAGAGAAUGCCGGCGAAUCCUGAAACAUGGUGGUGAGCCCUUUAAGUUGAAGGAAACUAAGGGAACCAACAACAAUGGGGACAAUGAAGGUUUCACUCAAGACUUGGAUUCUCCUGGUUCAGAAGAUGUAGUAAGUGCCAGAGAUUCCCUUUCGACUGAGGGAGGGUCACCAGAGGAUGACUCAGAUCAACCUGCUAAUAAUGGAGUCUCUCAAGCAUCCAACUCAAUGGCUGAAGAUGAAGAUAAUGGUGAAGUUAUACAAGCCGAUGCAUCUUCAGGGAGUUCAGAGUCAUCUUAUUCUGACUCCUCUGUAGAAGAACCUGAAAGCUUGCAAACUUUCUCUACCAUGGAAGGGAGUGAGGAUAAUGAUCCUGAUAAUCUUUCCAAGGAGGAUUCCUCCCCUUGCAAGAUCAAAGGCCGAUAUGCAAAGGAAGAUUUUGCAACGUGGCAGAGGAUCAUACGCCUUGAUGCAGUUCGAGCUAAUGCAGAAUGGGUGCAGUAUUCUCCAACCCAAGCUGCAGUGUCUGAGGACAGAGCACAUCGUUCAGCCAAGGCUGUUGGGUUGAAGGAUUAUGAGCACUUGGAGCCCUUUAGGAUAUUCCAUGCUGCCCGACUGGUUGCCAUCCUUGAGGCUUAUGCACUCUAUGAUAUUGAGAUUGGUUAUUGCCAGGGAAUGAGUGACUUGCUCUCUCCAAUAAUUGCAGUGAUAGAGGAAGAUUACAUGGCCUUUUGGUGCUUUGUGGGGUUCAUGAAGAAAGCUCGACACAAUUUUAGGCUGGAUGAGGUGGGAAUAAGGAGGCAAUUGAGCAUUGUGUCCAAGAUAAUCAAAUGCAAAGACUCCCAUCUCUACAGACACCUAGAGAAGCUCCAAGCUGAGGACUGCUUCUUUGUAUAUAGGAUGGUAGUGGUCCUGUUUAGGAGAGAGCUGACUUUUGAACAGACUGUAUGCCUUUGGGAGGUGAUGUGGGCUGAUCAGGCAGCAAUUAGGGCUGGAAUCGGGAAGUCUGUAUGGGGUAGGAUAAGGCUGCGAGCCCCACCCACAGAUGACCUGUUGCUAUAUGCAAUUGCAGCCUGUGUACUUAAGAGGAGGAAGCUGAUUAUAGAGAAAUACAGCAGCAUGGAUGAGAUAAUAAGAGAGUGCAAUAACAUAUCUGGGCAACUGGAUGUAUGGAAGCUUCUAGAUGAUGCUCAUGAUUUGGUGGUUACCCUUCAUGACAAGAUAUGAAGCACAGUCCAUGGCUUGCUUGUUGUUCGCUAAUCUUUUUCUUUUAAUUUAUUUUAUUGCGGUGUUUGGGACCAUUGCCAUUUUCUCAGGUAACAUUUGUAUGGAAUUUGUCUUGAAAAAUGGAAAAGUGGGUGGUGUUUUGCACAUAA